CCACUCAAAAGUCCGCUGAGUGACACCCCCUGUUCCCCUUCACAGGCGGGGGCCGGUACGGGUGCCACCUCUGCGGCCAGCUGUUCCAGCAGCCUAACCCGCUGAAGCUGCACCUGGCCGUGGGCUGCCGGGGCGGCCGGCUGGCCUGGCCGCCCGGCCCCCCUCAGCCCUCGCCCAGCCCGGGCCACGUCUGCGCCCAGGUCGAGUCGCUCGUCUCCAGCAUGGGCCGCUCGAGCAAGGGCCACGUGUGCCUCUACUGCGGCAAACUGUACUCGCGAAAGUACGGCCUCAAGAUUCACAUCCGCACGCACACGGGCUACAAGCCGCUCUGCUGUCGCAUCUGCGCGCGCCCGUUUGGCGACCCGAGCAACCUCAACAAGCACGUGCGACUGCACGCCGACGGCGAGACGCCCUACAGGUGCGAGAUCUGUGGAAAGGUGCUGGUGCGGCGCCGGGACCUGGAGCGACACAUGAGGUCGCGACACGGGCAGACGCCGGCCGGGGCCGCCGAGACGGCCACCGCCCACCCGCCGGCCACAUAGCGCAGCCGGGCUAACGCGCUCGGAACGGUGUCGAGUCGAUACAGCCACUCAGGUGAUCUCAGAAAUGCCAAACUGUUCGUACAAAUGCGUGUGUACCAAUGCUAGUGUUCCUACCAAAUGCGUGAACAAAUACUGUACAAAUAUACAUAUCGUAAAGAG
This is a messenger RNA of Amphibalanus amphitrite, 701 nucleotides long. RefSeq names its product PR domain zinc finger protein 13-like. Lineage: Eukaryota; Metazoa; Arthropoda; Thecostraca; Balanomorpha; Balanidae. The coding region runs from base 222 to 542 and encodes 106 amino acids. Gene Ontology annotation, cellular component: nucleus. The transcript has 2 exons. The record is from RefSeq and is a predicted model, not a curated record.